AUGGCGGCAGCCAAUAUUUUAUGCCAACCCACCAAGCCAAUGCAGCUGACAUCAUCUUCCUCCUCAGCAUUCCACAGCAAGAUAAGCUCCAAUUCCAUUUUUAAACAUCUUAAUCCCAAAUGGGCUUCUACUUCUACUACUCUUUCAAGAACAGAACUUGGCGAAAUCAGAGCAAAUCUGUUUCACUUUGCUUCCCAGAGGCUGCCCAAAUCUUCAAAUUCAUCAGGUGUUCAAAGUUCCUGGAUGCAAGACAACUCUACCUACAGUGCCAAUGUUUUUCACAGUGGCAAUGGACAAGUCCCAUUACGUUCGAUGCCUCAUUCAACACCUGCCGAAGUUUCUUCUGUGCAGGAUCUCUUUGAUUUCAUAUGUUCUGGACCACUUUUAGAGAAAGUGGGUUUAACUACUGAAAAGGUGUCAGAAAGCAUUGACAAGUGGCUGCUGUACGGUUCAAAAUUGUGUAGAUUGUUUCAACUGGAUGAGUUGUUUCUCACAGAACCUCAAAAAGUUCGAAUAUACCAUUACUAUGUUCCGGUCUUUUUGUGGUGUGAAGGGGAAAUUUCACAACAUAUGUCAAGAUAUAAGGAAGGAGAAGAUGUCCCUCCUUUGGUGAUAGGUUUUAGUGCACCACAAGGUUGUGGGAAAACAACACUUGUCUUUGCGCUGGAUUAUCUUUUCAAAAUCACUGGGAGGAAGACUGCAACAAUAUCCAUCGAUGACUUUUAUUUAACAGCAGAGGAUCAGGCCAAACUUCGUGAGAGCAAUCCAGGCAAUGCACUUUUAGAGUUUCGUGGAAAUGCUGGAAGUCACGAUCUUUCAUUGUCCGUUGAGACACUGACAGCCCUUAGCAAUUUGACUAAAGAAGGUAUUAAAAUGAAGCUUCCUCGAUACGAUAAAUCUGCAUAUAAUGGCAGAGGUGAUAGAGCUGAUCCUUCUACAUGGCCAGAAGUUGAGGGCCCCUUAACGGCGAUCUUGUUUGAGGGAUGGAUGCUUGGUUUUAAACCUGUUCCACCUGAGACCGUCAAAGCAGUUGAUCCUCAGCUGGAGAUAGUGAACAAGAAUUUAGAAGCAUAUUAUGAUGUUUGGGACAAGUUUGUAAAGUCAUGGAUCAUCAUCAAGAUUAAAGACCCAAGUCAUGUCUAUUCAUGGCGAUUACAGGCUGAAAUUGCUAUGAGAGCCGACGGAUUACCUGGAAUGUCCGAUGAAGAGGUCAUGGAUUUUGUGUCCAGAUAUAUGCCGGCAUACAAGGCUUACCUACCGACACUUUACUCUGAAGGACCAAAGGGUUCUGAUCCAAACCAUGUCCUAGUUGUUGAGAUUGAUGAAGGAAGGAAUCCCAUCCUUGCUUGCUAG
Molecule: messenger RNA, 1353 nt
Organism: Oldenlandia corymbosa var. corymbosa
Lineage: Eukaryota; Viridiplantae; Streptophyta; Magnoliopsida; Gentianales; Rubiaceae
Source: the annotation of a GenBank genome assembly